Messenger RNA from Cervus elaphus (red deer), 862 nucleotides. RefSeq names its product small lysine rich protein 1 (gene SMKR1). Lineage: Eukaryota; Metazoa; Chordata; Mammalia; Artiodactyla; Cervidae. The transcript has 3 exons. The coding region runs from base 190 to 387 and encodes 65 amino acids. The record is from RefSeq and is a predicted model, not a curated record.
CUGACGGCCCCCUUGCCCCGCCGGGCUCCCCUGAGCCCCUCGGCCUCCUCGCGCCGCGCCGCGGGAGCCGGUCCCAAACAAACGCGGCGAGAUCCCGGUACCGGGGGCGGUUCGCUGGCGAGUGCGGAGGCAGCAGCCCGGAUUGGGAACCCUUGCCACACUCACCUGCUCAACUAAGAACGCAUUACCAUGCCAGCUAAAGGGAAGAAGAAAAGCCGGGGCAAGUCGCGUGGGAAGAAGCAGAAGAAGCCGGAAGUGGACAUCCUCAGCCCCGCCGCCAUGCUGAACCUCUACUACAUCGCGCACAACGUGGCCGACUGCCUGCAGCUGCGCGGCUUCCGCUGGCCAGGCGCCGCCAAGGCGAAGAAGGGGAAAGGCAAGACUUAAGCCAGAGCGUUUCCCAGCCCCUCUAUCCUGCAGACAGCAGAACCCGGGGAAGAGAAAGCAGGAUUAUGCCACCGUUGCAAGCAAAAUAGACUUCACUGAAGGCAAUCUGAGAUGCAAACUGAGUGUGCUUUUUUGUGGUAGAUAAUGAUAAACGCAUUUUACUUCCUCAGCUAAACCCAGGUAUGAGUGAGCGAGCCAGUUUGGUUUUUCAGAAGUUAAGGGGCUGGGGGUAGAAAGUGUGUGGUAAUUCCCGCGUGGUGUGGUGGAAUUGAUAGUUGUUAUAAAUCUGGGUUAGAAUUGAACCUUGCUGUAGAAGGGCAGUUCUAGCUUUCACGAGUUUUCUUUUGCCCAAAGGGGUUUUGUUUUUUAAAGUAGACAUGACAAAAAGCAUUGCAUUUGUUCAUGGGUCCCUCUUUUGACCACAGUUUCCUUUCCUCAUCUUUUUCUGGAAAAGUAAUAAAUAUUUUGUUACUAC